Chanos chanos (milkfish) is the source of this 417-nucleotide messenger RNA. Its product is annotated as trihelix transcription factor GT-3b. Bases 1 to 417 code for a protein of 138 amino acids. The transcript has 5 exons. Lineage: Eukaryota; Metazoa; Chordata; Actinopteri; Gonorynchiformes; Chanidae. The record is from RefSeq and is a predicted model, not a curated record.
AUGGCUCAUGUGAGAAAAUUUGCAGGGAUUCCCAUGUCUAAGUCAAUGCGAGGUAUUUGUAAAGAGGAGGACUAUGUCUUCUUGGGCACUCUGGAUGAGAAGGAAUCCAGCCAGGAGGAGACCACAUUUCUUGAAAGUGAAUGGAAGGCAAAACGGGAGGAAAGGCAUCUCCGCAGACUGGAGAGAGAGGAACAGGAGAGAAAGAGACUCCUUGAAUUGGAGGAACAGAGGAAGGAGAAAGAACAGAAAUGGAGGGACCAUGUUGCACAGCUGGCCAAUAAAAGGAUGGGCCUGAGAGAGAGAGCACAAAGACUCCAAGAGUUCAGGGAUUUUCAGAGAAAAGUGCUGGCAGAGGAUUUGGGUCUGGAUCCAAGUUCUGCUUCUGAGAAGAUCACACAACUUCUCCAGAGACUAUAA